AUGCGGCACAGCACCUCUAGCUCGCCGUUAACACCGUUGUCGGCAGGAUUGAGCAGUAGUAUGCAUGGCUUUGGCAACACUCUACUUGGUAGGUCGAUUUUGGAUUCAGUUUUCGGCGUCUAGGUGAUUUGUAAUGCUGAGCAUACGGUCUAGAGACUUAUCGUGAAAAAAAGGCAUCAGUAAAAAGCUACCACAAGCAAGAACUUGCGGUAUCAAGCGGGCAAAAUUCUGAAAUGAAGCUUUUCAAUCAAGAAUUUGCAUUUUUUUAUUCUCUCGGAUCUUACAACUUUUCCUAAAAAAUAACCGAAGAUAAGAUGAUAUUUUUUGAGAGCUGUUUGCAUGAGAAUAUAAUACAAUACUGUGUUGGGAUUAAUUAUGGAACUUACUUCUUUCAGAAAAGCACACCCGCUCCUCCCUCUCAUCCUCAAGCACGACAGCCCCAUUGUCAGCCGAGGGUACCAACUCUCCUCGUCUCGGAGAAGGUCACCUUAUCCUUCUUCAUCUCCCAUUUGGACAACACUCCAAAGCUAAUGUUCGAUCUGGAGUCUCAGCUCGCGAUGCAAUCGCUGUCGUUCUACGGAAGCGGAACAUAGUCCCAGAGACUUGCACUGUAUGUGUUGAUGCUGAUCCCAUGAGUCCGCAAAUCGACUUGCAAGCUGAUUUGGGAGAACUGGCGGCUCAGCUGGUCAGGAAUGAGCUGUGGGUACAUUCGGAAUGCAUGGAGUUGUUCAACUCGAUCCAUCAUGAAUUCGUUCCCAAGACUUUUAGCGUGUUGAGUGUGGCCAAUUGCGGAGUCUGCAGGAAGAUUAUACUUGUCAAUGUGAGUUCAUAGACGAAUGUUUUGGAUUUGUAUGUAUAAUUUUCGACGGAAAUUUCAUUGAAGUUUGAGAAAAAAUAAUUCUAGAUUAAUUAAAAAUAGGAGUAAUAUAAUUCUCGGUAUUUCCAGGGCUACCGCUGCAAUCGCUGUCAAUUCACUUUCCACAAGAAAUGCUGGGGCCAAGUGCCCGCCCUCUGCGAGCCCGAUCAAAUCCCAUAUGAUAUCCACAAGGCCAAUCAACUCCGAGAUGUUUGUGCCAAAUACCAAGGACCUCACGCGGCCAUGGCGGCCGAUAUCCUCGACUCUCUCUUACCCACGGAUUCGCCGAGUAAGUUGUGAUCUACGAACAAGGAUUUUGAAUUCAUUAAAAGUUCUAGUAACUCAAUUAUUCGUCCGCUGUAAUGUUAUUGAAGCGUAAUUUAAUAUUAUAAUAUGUUAUGAAAUUCCAGACGAAAGACCGGUGAAAUCUCGAGAAAACUUCCGCCAAACGACGGACGAGAGCUCCACUCCUCGAGAGCAAUCAGAAUCUCCGUAUCCCCGUGACCGAUCAUCAUCAGCCCCCAACAUUAACAUCAUCAAGGACGACUUUUCCUUGUCCGAGCUUCAGUCCCUUAAGAUCACUUCGAAUUCGCUGCAUUCGGGCAGCCAACAAUAUUCAAGUAAGCACCGGAUUUUUUGGAAUUUUUAUCACGGUUUUAGACGAUGCUUUGCCUGCGGGUUCUACCUCAACCGUUCAUUCGUUGGGAACAGCUUUGACGCCUCCGCAAUCAGCACCGCCGCAAAAAACGGCGCAGAUUUUCUUCACGGAGCAGCAACGAAUGAGGAGUAAGAGUGAGUUUACAAAACAUUUUUCUCUUUUCAAGUUACGGGGAGUGAUUUUGAUGAAACUUGGCGCAAAAUAAUAUGAGAUCUUUAACCGCGUGCGAAAAUUGAGCUAAUGCUAUGCAGAAAAUAGAUGCUGAGGUACUGAGGUCAAAAACGGCCAAAAUUCGAAGAUUUUUUUGUGAUUUGUCCGUACUAACAAUUGGAAUUCUGUAGAUAGCGUAGAGUUUAAGCUUCCCACCAAAAACAUUACUGUUCCGCAUUAUUUUUGCAAUACCAUUUCGGUUUAUGCCACCAAUUCUCCAAUAAAAAUUCCUGUGCGUAACGGACCCUCUCUCUAAUCUUGUAGACCCCAAAUUGGUCCUUAUUACACUCAAAGACCUCUGUCGAACAGUGUUCGUAAUCUUUGGAUUCGCGAGAUUUACGAAGCUAUAUAUAGUCGGCGAUAUUUAUAUUAAUCCUGGCUGUUUUUUCCAAGAAUUUCCCUCAGGGGAUUUAUGGGAUUGACGUAGGGAUAUCAUGCAUAUUAUUUACAUUUUCGGUUCUCCGAAGGUUUGGUUUGAAGUAGUGGUAAACUGGCCGUUAAAGCGUCGUACUGAAGUUUGCGAAAAUAAAGGUAAAGUGCGUCAAAGGUCACACCUUUUUUUAUGAACUCUAAUGUAAUAGAAUGCCAGGUCUAAUUCGAUUUUUAUGCACACCUUGUCCAAAAUUUUCUUGCUCUUAGUUUCAAAGUGCAUAAUCUCGGCGUGGCCUAAUUUACUCGCCAGUUUUUUGAUAUUUAAAAUAAAGGUGAAGGGAUUUGGACAUAAUUCUGUGGGAUUAUCAGAGGAAUCCCCGAAUAUUUAGUCGGCUUUCUGCCUCUGGUUCAUUUUGGAAAUUAAAAUGGGCCCUUCACAUGGGAUGGACUUUUCAGACAUCUGUUUUCGUAGUUGUAUAGAGAGACAUUGUAUUGUAGAGGGAAUGGUUUCUGAAUUAUGCUCUUUGCUGCAAGCUAUCGAUUUCUUAAGCAAAAAAUAUUCAAAAAAGUGCAAUUAUCUUUCUAAAAACCUCUGCGGUUUCUGCAUAACGCGACCGAAUGAUCUUACAUACGUUUUCCGUAAUUAUGUUCUUGUUUUGCUCAAAAUUUUCUAAAAGUCGUAGCAUCACAAGCACGCCCCCUUUAAUUUUGUACCUAGAGCCCCUUACCUUCCCCCCAAAGCCUGUUCAUUCACUACAUCUUCCCGAAUAUUUCUCGUCUGCUCACAUGAAUUAAUGUCUAAUGAAUCCUGCAUGGAAACCCUCCGUUUUCCGCUCGAUGCCAAUGCCUGUUUCAUUUUAUUUACAAACUCCGUACACCGAGACUAUGUAAACUUUUGGCUUUCCCGUUUCCCUCUGCUCUCCACAAACAUGCAUAUUACCUGUUCUCCACCUCUAAAUGGGUAAUAAAUAAUCCCUCGCCGCAUUCGCACCUUGUCUUCGUGAUGUACACACCGAAAUGUUAUCGAAAAGUGGGGGGCUCCAAAAACGGUCUCAAAUCCCCCCGCUGGCGGCGAGGAGUUUUCGCGUCUGGAAAUGUCCUCUUUUUUGUCCCCCAAAAGAUGAACAAGUUACUUGGUGGCCGUCUCCUUCAUAACGCAGAUUUGUUUGGUCUGUGUCCCCUUUAAUUCCGUGUGUUUCAUUUUUCGCUUUUUGUGCAAACAUUUUUUGCCCCGGGUUUGGGUCCGCGGAAAAGUUCGCCGAAAGUCUCUGGGGCCAAGCUUCGCACGGUUAUGCCGUUUUGAUGAAUUUUUUGCACUUAGACUGUCUCUCGAAGCCUUGGUGGUCUUUAAACUUCCAACUCAUCUUGCCCUUUUCAACCCCGGCUUUUUCCAGCUUCUUAAAGUGCUCAACAAAGCGCUGCGCCGAAUGCGAUUGUUGUUCCGCUGAUGCGUGCGGGAAUUAAGUGCAAAAAAUAUUUUUUCAAAAAAUUACAAGUGCUUUAUUUUUCCGUAGCAAAAUGGUGAUGUUUUCCAGGGAAGGCUUAUUCAGGUGAAUUCGGAAUUUUAAAGUUGCGUGGGUUCUAAAUGGCGCUUUUGGUGGAAUUCUUCGGAAUAUUUACAAAGUUAUUCCCAACGUAUGUUGUGAAUGACUUAUCGGCCUGAAAGAUUAUAAGUCAAUUUUCUCUGCAAAUAAUUACAUUGCAAAAAAAAAGUAUUAACCUACAGGUGGAAUUGCAAGGAAAAAAUAAACCAAAAACAUAAACUUUACUUCGGAAGUUUCAAUUACAAAUAUUCCGAAGUUUGUCCAAAACUGCAGAAUUUAAAAUUUCGGACUUUUCUCACAAUUCCAAUUGUGUUUUCCUUAAACGUUGUCUUGUAUCUGCUCACUACAUUACUUUACAUACAAUUUCUGAUGCUUCCAGUUUCACAAUUUUACAUUUUGCAGGUCCCGGUGAGGCGCGUCUCUCAUCGCCCGGUUCCAACAGUGCCGCGAAGAUCGAAUCCGCCGGCUCGGCGGCUUCUCUGCUCACGGUGGAGGGCGGGUCGCGCUACGAGAUAACGCGCCGCGGCGGCGAGCGUUUCAAUCGACGUCGCGCGACGGUCGAGGAUUGGGAGAUCAGCCACGACAAGGUCAUCUUCAAGGAGCAGAUCGGGAAUGGAUCUUUUGGCACGGUGUACAAGGCCUAUUACUUUGGUAAGAUUUUUACUUUUAUUGUUUGAGAAGGAUUUAGGUGGGAGUAGAGAAAGUGAAUGGGAAAAGAACAUGAGAAAGAUGACUGUUAGUUGAAGACGCACUUUGCUAAAAAAAUAAAGGAUUUGAAGCCUUACACACUUCAUAAUUGUUCAUUUCCAGGCGCUGUGGCCGUGAAAAAGCUGAAUAUCCGAAGUCCAGGUCCAGAAUUGUUGGCUGCCUUCAAGAACGAGGUGACUGUCCUCAAGAAGGCUCGUCAUGGCAACGUCCUCAACUUCCUUGGAGUCAUCAGAGAGCCCGAACUAGCCAUUGUCACCCAAUGGUGUCAGGGGUCAAGUCUCUAUCGGCAUAUUCAUGUCAUCGAACCAAAAGUUGAGUUUGAAAUGCAGACCAUCCUCGAGAUCUGCAAACAAAUCUCACAAGGGAUGAAUUACCUGCACAGUAAGAAUGUGAUUCAUCGGGAUCUGAAGACCAACAACAUCUUCCUGACGGAGGGAACGACUGUCAAGAUUGGUGACUUUGGACUGGCGACAGUCAAGACGAGAUUCGACGACACUACUCACGGCGUUGUCCCGAAUCCGAAUCCGACCGGCUCCAUUCUCUGGAUGGCUCCGGAAGUUAUUCGCAUGACUUCAACCAACCCGUACAGCACUAGGUCCGACGUCUACUCGUUUGGCGUCUGUUUAUACGAGUUGUUGAGUUCGAUGUUACCGUAUGAUGACAUCAAAAAUCGAGACCAGAUCUUGUUCAUGGUGGGAAGCGGAAUUCUGCGGCCGAAUCUGGGGAAUCUGAGGAAUGACACGCCGAAACAGUUUAGAACACUGCUGGAGGAGUGCAUCAAGUUCAAACCGGAUGAACGGCCGGAGUUCAGAUAUGUAAGUCCCUUGUAAAAUAGGGAAAGGAUAAUUUUUUAAUCAGAAGACGCGACGGUUAGAUUUUUGUUUGAACUUUGCAAGUGCGGUUAAUUCAAGACAAAAAUCAAAAAUUUUGGCUUUACAUCCUGAACGUCCAUUUACUCGUUAAUAAACCCUCAAAAAAGUUCCAUUUUCAAAAGUCCAUUAUUUUAUUUUAUUUUUUUUCAGAUCUACGGCGUCCUCGACAAUAUCCGCCUCCCAAAGCUCAAGAAGUCGGCCAGCGAGCCCAAUCUGCACUCUCGACAUCACAACCGGUCAGGGUUCAAUUCCUGA
Messenger RNA from Bursaphelenchus xylophilus (pine wood nematode), 5475 nucleotides. The record is from the annotation of a GenBank genome assembly. NCBI's taxonomy places the organism in Eukaryota, Metazoa, Nematoda, Chromadorea, Rhabditida, Aphelenchoididae.